Micromonas pusilla CCMP1545 is the source of this 2004-nucleotide messenger RNA. RefSeq lists its product as uncharacterized. Bases 1 to 1944 code for a protein of 647 amino acids. The record is from RefSeq and is a predicted model, not a curated record. The transcript has a single exon. Lineage: Eukaryota; Viridiplantae; Chlorophyta; Mamiellophyceae; Mamiellales; Mamiellaceae. Gene Ontology annotation, molecular function: protein-lysine N-methyltransferase activity; protein binding. Gene Ontology annotation, biological process: peptidyl-lysine monomethylation.
AUGCCGCCGAAGAAGCGGAAGACGGAAUCGCCCGCGGCGCCGGCCUCGGGUGCCGCGCGGACGCGUCGGCGCGGCCCGAGUCGCGAGGAUCUGGCGUCCGAAGUCGGCACCGCGGACGACGACGCGACGACGACGACGACGACGACGACGACGACGACGACGACGACGACGCGCGCGCUCGGCGUCGUCGGGUCCGCGUCCUGGUCCGCGUCGGACGCGUGGGAGGAUCAAGCGCGUCGACUUCGCGACGCGCCGCUCGGCGUCCUGCACGCGAACGUCAGCCUCGGAUGGAGCCCCGACGGCGGGAGAGGGCUCGUCGCGGUCGCGCCGAUCCCUGCCGGGGCGAUCCUCUUUCGCGUGCCGCCGUCGCGGACGCUCACCGCGGCCGCGGCGCUCGAGUCGGAGACCGGGAAGGCGCUCCUCGCGGCGAUCGACGCGUCGCCGACGAAGAAGACGCGCCUCCCCGUCGGCGACCUCGCGCUCGCGGUGCGCGUCGCGCUGAGCACGCGCGCUUUCGGGGGGAAGCACGUCUGCGUCGACGACGCGUCGCCGUUUCGCGGCUACUUCGCCCUCCUCGCGGACGAACCUCUGGACGAAUCCCCGGUGUGGUGGGACGAGGACGAGCGCGAGCGGCGGCUGCGAGGGUCCAUGCUGCUCCACGACGCGGUCGCGCUCGCGGCGGACGUGCGCGCGGAUUACGAGGGCGUCGUCGAGGGCGUUAUGCGAGACGCGGAGAAGACGCCCGCGAGAAGAGACGUAGACGUAGACGCCGCGGGAAACCGCCGCGCCGCCGAAAGAUUUACUCGAACGAAGACGGGAAAUUACGAGCGCUUCCGACGCGCGCUCGCGGCGAUAUGGUCGCGGUCGUUCAACGUCGGCGGCGUGCGGGGUCAGACCCAGACGGACGAGGACGAGUCCUUCGCCGGCGCGCUCGUGCCGUUGCUGGACUGCGCGAACCAUCACAGGAAACCGAGGGAGUGCUCGUGGACGAUCGACGAGGACGGGUGCGUCCUCGUCGUGGCGAUCAGGGCGUUCGACGCGGGCGGCGCCAUUCGCAUCGCGUACGGCGCGCGAGGGAACCACGACCUGAUGCUUCGGUACGGGUUCGCGGUGGAGGAUAACACCGAGCCGGACGGGUCGUCGAACGACGUCGCGGGCGUGUUCGUCGACAAAACGCCGUUGGGGUAUAAUUUAGGCGUCAGGGUCGACUUGAGGGUCGCGCGGGACGCGUCGUAUCUCUAUCCGCCGUUCGCGAAAGCGUUGGACGCGUGGCGCGCCGUCUACGGCGGCGGCGGCGGCGGCGGCGCGUGGGGUCCCCCGCCCGGCGACGUCGAGGAGGACGUGUACGGGUGCGCGGGCGACGGAGGAGACGACGAUGACGACUGGGGCGACAUGUACGGCGACGGCGGCGAGGAUGAUGAAGAGGAGGAAGAGGAGGAGAAGCUGACCGAGGAGACGUUGCGGGCUGAAAUCGAAGCGCUGACUGAAUUCCGGACGAUUCGCGCCGCCGGAAUGGGAUAUCCCUGCUGGCUUCACGUCUCCGACGUCUUGAAGCAAACGCCAGAAGGCGCGAAGCUGGAGGACCCCCGCGAUCGAGCGUGCUUCGUCGCUCUGGUGAGCGAGCACGCGACGUGCGAGCUCUACGCGCGCGCGGCGGGAUGGGCGCGCGAAGCGAUCAAGCUCGCGUUGAGCGGCGAACGAUGGACCGAGUCGCCGCUGCUCGCGCUCGAGAAGAAGCUCGGCGUCGCACUGAAGGAACUGGCACCGCGUUUCGACGGCGAUUGGAAGAGUAGUCGGUGUUGGAUGUAUCCGGCACAUUUCGAGGACGCCAAGAUUCAUCCGAUUUGGCGGGAGGCGCGAGCGCGCGCGUUGGACCCGGCGAACGUGAAGACGCUCGUGUCGGCGUACUUAAAAAUUCGCCUCGGCGCGAGGCUGGAGGAGUAGCGUCCGCGGAGCGGAGGUCGUCUGCAUAUGGUAGUUUUAGUAUUACAUCAACCAUCUUAU